Messenger RNA from Parus major (Great Tit), 5761 nucleotides. Its product is annotated as homeobox protein vent1-like. Lineage: Eukaryota; Metazoa; Chordata; Aves; Passeriformes; Paridae. Gene Ontology annotation, cellular component: nucleus. The record is from RefSeq and is a predicted model, not a curated record. Gene Ontology annotation, biological process: cell differentiation; regulation of transcription by RNA polymerase II. Bases 4321 to 5136 code for a protein of 271 amino acids. Gene Ontology annotation, molecular function: DNA-binding transcription factor activity, RNA polymerase II-specific; RNA polymerase II cis-regulatory region sequence-specific DNA binding. The transcript has 3 exons.
CAUUGUUCCCGUGGGCAAAGGAGCGGCGGGGUGAUGGCACUGUUAGUGUUCACGGAUACUUCAAACAGAAAAGCAUCUAUUCCCAAACAAUCGAUCUCGUUGAUGCCUAAUUGACUAUCUAAUAGCACCUAUCAGGACAUCAAAGGAGACGCUGAAUAACCAAGUUAGCAUUUCCAAAGGGGAGCAGCGGAGGGUACAAACAGCCAUCAGCUCUCCCAGUGGCCAGGAGCCCAGCCCGGCCCUGCGGCUCCUGGGAUUCCUGGGGCGCCUUCUGAAACACUGCAAACUCCUCUUGCUGCACUUUCAGCAGUGUUAAAACCCCGUUCCUUACAAUUCAUUUACUUACCCUGAAGGGUUGGUACACUUCUCCAGGCUCUCUCCUGCUCAUUUGUGCUGCUAAACUUGUUUUUUGUGGGGUUCGAAUAUUGAGGUCUUUUUGCUUUGGGUUUGUUGGGUUUUUCACUUACUCAUGGUGGAGAGGAUGGCGUUGCAGUUGUUUUUAUUGCACCCCCUAUCAUCUCCACUUCUCCAGUCAAGAAGAUACUGGAAAAUCUGCACCUUUCACAAAUAUAAUUGGGAUCUGCCUAUGAUGGAGCCACUAUCUGAGACGUGGCCUAUUACAUCAGCUACUAAUCUAUGAUAAAUGCUCUGUUAGUUUGGUCUGUAUAUUGUGUUGGGGGUUUUGUUUGUUUGUUUGUUUCCGUGGUCUACUUACAGACAUGGCUAGCAGAUAGAAAGUUUGCAACAUGAAGAUUUGCCCAACUAUGCUAGCAAUUACUCCCCUUCGGAAGGACUAUUUUUCUGUUGGCAAAAUAUGCCCCUUUUUUCUUAUGUUUUCAUGCAAAAUCAAUGUGAUGGUCUGCUGAAAGCCUUGGCACACCAACAGCAUUCUUGGGCAACAAAAGUACUUCAGCAUCUGGCAAAGGACGAGUAUCCAGUGCCUUGUGCAGAUGCUGCAGCCUGAAGGAUGGGCUGGACCUUCCUUAGGCAACACCUUCAUGCUGUAGAGCUGCUGCAGUCCUGCCUGUUCCCAUGGGUUUAUAUUCCAUGUAUGCACAAAACCCCAGAUGAAAUAUUCCCAGGCAUACCAGUGAGAGAAAUCUACCAUUUGUCCUUAGAAGUCUUAUAGAGCUCACAUGAGAAGAGCACUCGGUCCUGACAGCCGCCGUAUCUGUAAUUAUCACAUCCUGCCAUGAAUCACUGCACUGACAUUCAGGGUGUCACACCGAGCUACAAGAGUGCCUAAGUUUUCAGUACAUUUCUUGAAGCAGCAAGUAUGUUUCUUAUGGCUGUAAGGCUUACAUACAAAGGCAGAACAAUAAAUAUUUUGAAAUGUGAUUUGGAGAAAUGGUUCCACUAUGUUCUUAAUAUAACACAUGUAGGAAAAAUCCAUCCAUUUUUCAAUAUAAUACAACAUACUGUGAUUCUGAGUGUAGUGAAUUCUAUAGAAAAAUACAUCAUUUUCCCUGAGAAUUUAGAUUUCUUUUUCAUCAUGUUUAUCUAUCACAUCAAUUGAAUGCUGUAAAAAUUUCAUGUGAUGAAAAGAAUUGAAUUGAAGUAAAGUUGUGUCUCAUAUGAGCCCCAUCUUACUGCAAGGUGAGAAGAUUUAACUGCAGAUGCAGCACCUCUGCCCACCCAGGGUCGUUAAAGUUUUCAAGUUUCUCAAGCUGCCACCUCUUUCUAAUGGGAACUACAAUAGCCACAUAACACCUUCCACACUUUUCCCAUCUGUUCCAGGGUUUUGUGGUCCACAGAUGCAGCUACUUUCAUCUGAAGGGGGGAGGGGGUGGUGGUGCUAGUGUUGGGUUUAAAUAUCUCGCUAAAUAGGUAAUUCAGAUUGGAGUCUAAUAAAACAAGAAAUCAGUUUUCAUUGACUUUCAUCAAAUAGUGUGACAGGCCAGCUACUUCCCUGCAUUCCCAGCCAAAGGAGAAGGAGAAAAUGGCAGCAGCUCUUCAGGGUUAAUAAUAGUGCCCUUCUAUAAGACACAUAAUGUAUCAAUGCCAACGUUGGUCUCUUUUGGCACAGCACUGAGUGGUCAUCUCGUGUCUGGUUCAAUUUUGGCAGCUGGGGGUGAAGUGUCUCUCCUAGGGGUAGUCCCUGGGUGUUUCUGUGUGCCUGGAUGUGGGGCCUGCAGGGCACGGGGGACCCAAGGCUGCCUGCCUUGGCACAGGUUUCUUCUGGAGAAACGGUGGAGGAGGCUGCCCUGCUUCCAGCAGUGCACACGCUGCUUACUGGGUAGGGAUAUGCUCAGUUUAGGAGCUCCUGAAUAUCAGUAGUUUUCGUGUAUUGUCUCUAAAGUUCUUUUUGGGAAGGUAGUUAGGCUCUGCAGACAGCACUCACUGCUUUACUGAGGACAACUUGCUGUGAAUGAGUUUCUACGUGGCAGAACAUGAGUUUUUCUGCUUGGAUUUGUCCACACAUGGGUUUAUUCAGAAAUUGCUGUUCUGAAAUAAGAUCAGAGGUAACACGUGCAGUUCCACACCUGAUGAGUUUGCUUCAGAAAAAGAGGGACCGAACACAAGUGGGAUAGCUCAGGAACAGUUAUUAAAUCCUGAAGUUAUUAAAAUUAACAUGCAGACUCUUAGUUUAUUUGGGGAGCAGUGAGCGACCCAUCCCUGCUUGACUGAAACGUGUCUAGGAUUUAAGUAUUCGUGUUACAAUUGUUUUGGUUGGGUCAGUGGCACUCACAGGUAUGCGGUUCUGAUCCAGGGUGGGAUCCAGCUGUAUUCAGCUGAACAUUUGCAUUGGCUCGUGCAUAUCAGCCGAAAUCACAGUCUUGCGGCAGCAGUAAGUGAAACUCCUUCAGUGGCUGUGCCUGGUACCCCUCAAAGAGCAGGGCCAUUUCUCUGUCUGGGCUGUGCCGAGGCAACAAGAGCCUUUCCCAUCCCUGCCCUGAGGGGAUGGUGUUGCAAGCAAAGAUUCAGGAGGCAUCCAGCUCUUGGGCUCUGUGGGCUGGGUAAGGUGUUUGCCUUGCUCAGGUGCCUGUGCUUUAUCCCUCCCCCGGGGCCAGUGUGGGAAUAAGCCGACUUUGUGGGAUCGGGAGGGGCCGAUAACUCUCUAUCCGUUCCCGAGGCCACGGAGUUACGAGAACACCUGAGACAAUGAGAAAAGAAUAGCACGAAAUGAGGGGGUUUUUCCAAAUGAUUUUUGUAAUAAACUGGUGCGGUGGUUUAGUUGGGGUUAGGGUUUAGGGUUUAGGUUUUCUCUUUUAAGAGAAAAAAAACAACAAAACCCUCACACUGCCCAUGUGUGUGGGAACCUAGAUUACUGCUUUAUUUUAGAAAGAAACAGGCCCUGUUAGACUCAGCUUUAUGGUGUCCACUCCUUCCAGUGAUGCAUGCGAGCAGUAACUGAGGAUUUUGGAAUCGUCAUUGAAACUGAGGUCCUAUCAGUGCAUUUAUCCAGUUUGAGGGAUUGGCGCUCUCUUCCAUUCUCCUUUAAGAGAGGGUUAGAAUGUGAGUUAUUCAAGUAUCGCUACUGCCGGUGUGCUCGUGGUCGGUGUCGUAUUUUUUACUGGCAUGACCAAAAGCCCGGUGAAGUUGAACAAAAGAAGAACCUGGAGACGGGCUGAGCUACCGAGAUGCCCCUUUCCCCCAGCCAAGCUGUGAUGGGAGAUGUCUUGGUAUCCUCCGUGCAUUACAAGGGCACCGAUCGUCCUUCUCGGGAAGAGGCAUAUGGGUUGGGGUAGUAUGAAGCUGAUGAGGUGCGAGCUGCGCUGCUCACUCAGUGCUUUGAUCACUAAACGAUUGGGGAGAUGGGUUUUCUGGCUAGACAGAUGGCGCCAAGUUCAAGCUGAGACGGCCUGAGGCUCUGCUCACCCCAGCCCGGCUCUGGCCCGGGGAGUGCGGGCCGAGCCUCGUGGAUAGGGACUUCUUGACAUUGGCUCCCCAUGGCUUUUCCCAGGGAGGGAAAAAGACGGCGGGGCUGGCAGGCUCUACCUGAGGUUCCUUAACCCUCAUCCCGGCCCCGUGGGUGUGUGUGGGUGUCGGACAUCUGUGCAGUGUGGGACCCCGCGACUGAACACCGGGAGCCGCGGUGUCUUUAGACCCCCGUUUGCGGGGCUGGGGCUGCCCGUGCCCUGCCCUCCAGGGGAGAGGGGCAGCUUUGCACUUCAAGGGGGUCUCCCCGGCCCCGCAGACGCGCUGGAGCCAAGGGCUGUAGACAUUUGCCAGACGUGUGAACUCUCCUCCUCGCUGGUAGCUGUUAUCUCUGCUCGAUUCCCACUUUGAUGUGCGUUCGCACUUACAAACGACCCCUCCCGGGACGGAGCGUCCAUAUAAGAGCGGCCGCGGCCGAGGGUCCCCCAGCCCCUCUCCACCAUGAAUCGGACCGAGAUCCCUUCGGCAGAGACCAAGCCCCACGGGGCCAGGCCCCACAUCUGCUGUGCGCCCCCUCCCCGCGCCCCCACCUCUCUGGGCAGUCCCACGCUCCUGGUCAGAGCCAAGCCCCGACGGGGCAGCCCCGGGGCGGGCCGGCCCGCCGACAGCGAGCCCUGCGCGGAGGAGCGGAGCGGAGCCGAUCCCCGGGACAUCACCGACCCCUGCCCGUCGGAGCCAGCCCCCGACGGCGGCUGGCUCAGCGCAGACGAGUCCUCGGGCUACGAGAGCGAGAGCGCAGGAGGGGAGCGCGGCGGGGGCCGCGGGCGGCAGCGGCGGGCGCGCACCGCCUUCACCUCGGAGCAGGUCUGCCGCCUGGAGAAAACCUUCCAGCGCCACAAGUACCUGGGCGCCACGGAGCGGAGGAAGCUGGCGGCUGCCUUGCAGCUCUCGGAGAUCCAGAUUAAGACCUGGUUUCAGAACCGGAGGAUGAAACUGAAGAGACAGAUACAGGACCACCAGCACAGCCUCGUGUCCCCUGUUCCAGUCCUCAGCUACCCGGGGACCUCACCAGCUCUGUUUCAGGAUGGUCUCCACUACCCCUUUGCUGCCCAGCACCAGAGACUCCUGCCUUUUACCCCGAUGCCUGCUGUGCAGUUCAGCUUCUCCUUUCCCAGAUAUGACGCACCACAAAGCACCUACCACUUUAUGGCAAAUGAACUGCCCUACUACCAUCAACACCUUCUUCCUCAUCCUUCUUUCCAUCCAGUUAUGCAGAACAAAAUGGACAGGCAAUACCACCCUGUAUAUGCAUUAUAGUGAAAAAAACAGUGUUUUAUGCUCUAAUGUAUUUCAUGCUCAGAAUCUGUUGCCCGAUUUGGAAGAAUAUCUUUAUUAUUUUAAGUUAAAUGUGGCCAUUAAUAAUUUUAUAUUUGAUAAUUAAUAUUAAAAUAUUAAUAAAUCUAGUCUUAAAAUGUGUUAUGUUAAUGGUUUUCACUGCCUCCCCCCCGUUUUUCAUAAAUGUGUGUACCUAUAUAUAUAUAUAAAAUAUCAACAGAGUUAUAUGUGUCAACUCUAUAAAAGGCUGCACUUAUGCACUGCAAACUUCUGUGGUCACUUGUCCCCCUGUAGUGUAUUCAAUGGGCAGAUACAUUUUGUCUGACUUUGCUACUCUCCCACCGAGAUGGUCUGUGUUGUUGAGCGUUUGGUAGCCUGGACAGAGGUGACUGCAUUCAUUUGCCCUGUGCUGUGCUUUGAGCUAAGUACAUCCUCCAGAGGAAAGAUAAGCUGUCAGUGAGUUUCUCUUCUGGAUAUAAAUCAAUAAAUCCCAUCUUCCAUGUGAAAGCUGUAGGGAUAAUAUUUAUUAAGUCAGCAUGUGUUUAAACAGGAAUUAACGGAUCAGGCCUUCAUUAUGGAAGUUGAAAAUUUUACAAUUACCAAAACA